Metschnikowia bicuspidata var. bicuspidata NRRL YB-4993 is the source of this 2448-nucleotide messenger RNA. It is a transcript of the gene CTN3, whose product is annotated as carnitine O-acetyltransferase. Gene Ontology annotation, molecular function: carnitine O-acetyltransferase activity. NCBI's taxonomy places the organism in Eukaryota, Fungi, Ascomycota, Pichiomycetes, Serinales, Metschnikowiaceae. Gene Ontology annotation, biological process: carnitine metabolic process. The transcript has a single exon. The record is from RefSeq and is a predicted model, not a curated record. Gene Ontology annotation, cellular component: cytosol. The coding region runs from base 1 to 2448 and encodes 815 amino acids.
AUGGACGCCCACUUUUUUGCGUCGGAAGACAACGUGCCGAAACUCCCUGUGCCGUCGCUUGAGAGUACGCUUUCGCAAGUUUCGGUGGCUUUGAAGCCGCUCCUCACCGCAGAGGAGUACGAGGAGUUGCUUGAGGAAUCGGCUCUUUUCAUGCAAGACGAGCGGAUCACGUGUAUCCAGGCGCACCUCGAGGAAGCAGCCAAAAACCCGCAAGUAGCGUGCUAUUUGAACGUGAUCAACGGGGCCAGCUACCCGGGCAUAUAUGGCGAUCUCCGGGGUGACAUUCUCCCUCGCAACCCCUACCUCAUUCUCGAGGAGGAUCCAUAUGCCAUGACCAUCAACCCCCCGAAUCAGGCGCAGCGGAUGGCGUCUCUUGUGAACUCGUCUCUCAAGUUCAUAGUGACAAUGCGCAACGGCACCUUAAAGCCGGACGUCACGCCAAAGGCAGGGAAGCCGCUCACCAUGAACUGCUACCGCAACAUUUUUGGCACCACCCGAGUGCCCGCCCCGCACCACCUGGUGACGAUCAAAAAGUACCGCGAGCUCAACGAGUCACGUCACGUGGUGUUCAUUUGCAACAACCAGUUCUACACGUUGGAAGUCUUAACCAAGUGCGAAGAUGCUCUGGCCACGAGCAAACACCAGCUCUGGUUUAGCGACACAGAGCUUGCGUCGAUCGUUCAGUCCAUCAUCACAGACGCAUCUGCCGUGGAUCGUGUCGCCUCGGUCAACAACGGCAUUGGAUCCAUCACCACACAGACGUAUGGAGUGUGGGGCAAUGCACGUCUCGAGCUUUCCCAGUCGAGCCCGGAGGCGUUGGAGAAGAUCGACAACGCGCUUUUUGUUGCGGUGCUCGACACCACGAUUUCGCCCGUGACCGAGCAGGAGAAAACACGCGCCAUUUCUUUUGGAACGUCGAUUCUCGCCGAGGGCACUAACAUCCAGGUAGGCUCAUGUGCACUGCGCUGGUAUGACAAGUUGCAGCUCGUAGUGACUGCCAAUGCCGUGGCGGGUGUUGUGUGGGAAUCCUCUUCCAUGGACAGCACGGCCAUCCUCCGCUUCAUCAGCGAUAUCUACACCGACCUGAUUUUAAAGCUCGCCCGCAACAUCAACGGCGCGGAGAGUACGCUUUUUGACACGAACAUCCGCUUCGUCUCGCAGGCAGCGACGCCGCAAAAGCCCACCGCCAAGGUCUUGCGCUUUGAAAAGACCCCAGAACUCUCCACCUUAGUGCACUUGUCUGAGACCCGCUUGGCUGAUCUCCUCAACCAGCACGAGUACCGCACCUUGAACUUGAAGCUCGACUCCACGUUGCUCUCGAAAAUGAACAUUCUGACCGACUCUGUGUUGCAAAUCGGCUUCCAGAUUGCAUACUACGCCUUGUACGGAAAGCUUGCUAACACCCUCGAGCCUAUUACCACGCGUAAGUUCCGUGACGCUCGUACAGAACUCAUUGCCGUUCAGAACGAGUCGGUCUCCAACCUCGUUAAAUUGUACAUCACCUCUGACGACAACACCAAAAAGUGGGAGGCGUUCAAAGCAUGCUGCGAGAUCCACACAGCGCUGUACCGUGACGCCAUGAAGGGCAAGGGCUUCGAGCGCCAUCUCAACGCGCUCUAUCAAGCACUUACUAGACCAGGUGCCAUCGAAAAGUUAAACGAGGUGAACAAAGAUACAUCGCUCCCACCUAUUUCCAUCCUGGGUCAAUCGGUGUCUGCAAGCUUUCCAUUUCUCUUUGGUGAUAUGUUUGAAAAGUUGACUAACGCAGAGCUCUUGAUUCUGAAUUGUGGAAACCCGGCCUUGCGGCUUUUUGGCAUUCCGCCAUCUAUUGACCAAGGUUUCGGCAUUGGCUACAUCAUUCAGAAAGACAGUGUGAUGGUUACGGUAUCUUCAAAAUACCGUCAAACUGAGCGGCUCUUGGACACUUUCAAAUCAUUCAUGUCGGAGAUCAAGCGUAUUGUAAGCGGUGAGGCUGACCUCGUGAUGGAACUGGCUGACUCCGUGAACCGCAGACAAGAGUUGAAGUCUAUUCGUAUCCAGCGGGAGUUGAGCAAGAUCAACUUGACCUCUUCUCUGACAAAACACCCAAUCGAGAUCAUUUUGGACACCCCAACUUAUGAGCCCUACCAGCCCAUAAAACAAGAAGAAGACCUGCCGGACGAAGACUAUAAAUACCUUGGUGGCUAUGGGUAUUUUGAUAUGGGACAGGUCACGAUUCGAAAUGACCAACUUUCCCAUGCUGAGCUGUCAUUGAAUAGUCGCCUGCACCUUGGAUCUACCUUUGGGUCAAGAAACGGCUCGAAGCGCCUGUCGCAUUUGAAUCUUCAUGCAAUGAACAAGAAGCUCAACCAGGCCAUUGAGAUGAGAGAGCGGAUGUCACUCGGUGAGAAAAUCAGAGAACGCUUGCUGGCAAGCUUGAACGAUUCUGCCACUAAAUUGGCUGACUAG